Molecule: messenger RNA, 2045 nt
Organism: Clarias gariepinus (North African catfish)
Lineage: Eukaryota; Metazoa; Chordata; Actinopteri; Siluriformes; Clariidae
Gene: scel
Product: sciellin
Exons: 22
Coding region: 125-1636 (503 amino acids)
Biological process (GO): epidermis development
Cellular component (GO): cytoplasm
Source: RefSeq, a predicted model, not a curated record
AGAAGUUAAAAAAUAAAGAAGGAAACCAUGUCACCAGGCAUGAGACCUGUGUAAUAUCAUCUUUUAUGGUUCGGUGAAAUCUAAGCUGAUUAUCUUUACAAAACAUUGCGAGUGAGCAUAAAGCAUGACUUCCACCAGCAGAAAGUCAUAUCCUCCUGUGCCAGACAAGGGCAAGUAUAGUGUGACAGACGACAGCAAGAAGAAGACUUCCUUGCUGAAGGACAACAGCUGGAUCAAGAAAGAAGUGAAUGAUGACGAAAAUUCAAAUUUUGGAAAAGCUGUCCUGGGCCGCUUUAAAUCUACUGAAAAUAUUCAGAGCUCUUCAGAAAACAGCUCCAGCACUGUUACCACCAACUCGUCCACCGCCACCAUUCCAACAAAAUCUUCUGUACAGUCCCUGACGAAAAGAUUCAGUACAAGUCAUGAUGACCUGGAUUCCAGCAGCAUGUCUACUACAACUCUCAAAAGUGGCACGAAGACAACAACUGUCACCACAAGCAGGACAUCUGUGGUGAAGUCACCAACCAAAACAGACACAUUUGCUGAAAAGAUCUUCACAGACUCCAGGACCUCUGGGAAAAUUCAAACUCCACUAAAACCUGUCGACUCAACUGUCAAAAGUGUCACCAAGACAGGGACUGUCACUGUGACUUCCAAGGACAGCACAGUUCAGGACAGUUUAAAACCUGUGAAACCACUUGCACCAAAACCAAUCGCACCCGCCAAGAGUACCAAGACAGAGACUUUCACAGUGGCUACGUCUAAGGAAAACACAGUGCAAGUAGACAGCAACUUAGCCAAAUUAGCACCCCCACCAGCACCACCAGCACCACCACCACCACCACCAACAAUCUCACCCAGCAAGAAUACCAAGACAGAGACUGUCACUGUAACUACGUUUCAGGAUACGAUAGUUAGACAAGACAGUAAAACUGCCAAAUCUGCACCACCGAUGUCACCCACCAAGAGUACCAAGACAGAGACUGUCACUGUGACUUCUUUUAAGGACACCGUAAUUCAAGAAGGCAACAAAUCAGCCAAAUCAGCUUUUCCAGCCUCACCCACCAAAAGCAUUACACGAGCUGACGAAGUGUUCGAUAACCUUCUGCCCACAUCCAUCAAGUCAACAUAUGUGUCUGACACCAGAUCUGUUGACAGAAAUGAUAAAAGCAGUGGAACCAGUUCUACAACAUAUACUAGAAGGUCUUACACAGACAGCAGACCCGAAGAGUACUUUUCUGAAUCUGUGAAGACUAUCUCCUCUCCGCUUGACAGUUAUGAAUAUGGCAGUCAAAGAGUCUCUACAAAAACAUACACCUCAACAACUUAUUCAGAGAGCAGACCUGAUGAGUUCCUAGACACCUACACAUCAAGAUCUCUUCCAGCAAUUUACACAUCACCCGAUAGGAAAAUUGUAGACAAGGAUCUUUGCACACACUGCCAGAAGCCAAUGCUCGGGGAUCCAAAGAUGAUCCUAGAAGAUAUGGAUAUAAGGUGCCACGCCAACUGUUUCAAGUGUGAUGUGUGUAAGAGUACUCUUGGACAUCUGAAGGCAGGGGACAGCAUGUGGGUGUACCGCCGAAGUGUGCAGUGUGAGGCCUGCUUUGGUGUCACAAAGAGUAAAUGGCACCGCUGAGGAUCAACCCACUGUAAAUCCAUAAAGCACACAGAUUUGAAGGAAUGUUCAUAUAAUUUUAAAUUUAUUAGACAUGGUAAGGGGAAAAAAACACAGUUAUGUAUGCAUAUUACAAACACUCACCUAGGGGAAAAAUUAAACAAUUAGAAAAUAAAAAACUUUUUUAGAUACAAACAUGAGAAAAGACAGUUUGGGUGGUGGAUCUGUUGGCAAAUGCAUGUGGGAGAGAAUUUAUUAUUAUUUUUUUUAUGUGUCUUAUAUGUUAUAUAUUGACUGUAAUGUCAUAUUGCUAACUGUAGUAAAGCAGUAAUUAAUGAAUAGAAGAAACUGAUGUGAGCUGACAUAUUUUGAUAGUGUAUUAUCAAAUUUUUGGGGGGUUCUUUCUUUUUUAAAUAAAAACAUUACUCCA